AUGCCCCACUAUGCAAAAUUUAUGAAGGAUCUUUUGUCUAAAAAGAAGAAGUUGAAAGAUGGUGGGACUGUGGCUUUAACGGAGGAAUGUAGCGCCCUUAUUCAAAAGAAGCUUCCUCCGAAGUUAAAAGACCCAGGUAGUUUCAGCAUUCCUAUUGCUAUUGGAGAUGUGGAAGUAGGAAAAACACUUUGUGACUUGGGGGCCAGUAUUAAUUUGAUGCCAUUAUUCUUCUGCAGAGCUUUGGGGAUUAACAAGUUGAAAACCACUAAUGUUAUUCUACAUCUAGCAGAUAGAUCAAUUAAGAGACCAGAAGGGGUGGUAGAAGAUGUUUUGGUCAAGGUGGAUAAAUUUAUUUUCCCUGUAUAUUUUGUAAUUCUAGAUAUGGAAGAGGAGGAUACUGAAAGUCCUCUACUCUUAGAAAGACCAUUCUUAGCCACUGCAAGAUAUCUGGUUGACGUUGAACAAGGAAAGUUGAUGUUAAGGGUGAAUGAAGAAACAAUCACCAUUGAUGUGUUUGAAGCUAUUAAACAUUAUGUUGAUGUGGAGGAUUGUUUUAAAGUAGAUAUCAUACAGUAA
Molecule: messenger RNA, 576 nt
Organism: Gastrolobium bilobum
Lineage: Eukaryota; Viridiplantae; Streptophyta; Magnoliopsida; Fabales; Fabaceae
Exons: 1
Coding region: 1-576 (191 amino acids)
Source: RefSeq, a predicted model, not a curated record